Molecule: messenger RNA, 2671 nt
Organism: Branchiostoma belcheri (Belcher's lancelet)
Lineage: Eukaryota; Metazoa; Chordata; Leptocardii; Amphioxiformes; Branchiostomatidae
Exons: 21
Coding region: 1-2535 (844 amino acids)
Biological process (GO): positive regulation of DNA-templated transcription
Cellular component (GO): nucleoplasm; chromatin
Molecular function (GO): protein binding; ubiquitin-protein transferase activity; zinc ion binding
Source: RefSeq, a predicted model, not a curated record
AUGGCGUCUAAGAAGAAUGUGUACCAGUUUUUUGCACAAGAGUGUUCUUACUACUCUGGGAAGGUCCGGCCAUACUUACGUUACAAGAACAUCCCAUAUGAGACUGUUGCGCCGUCAAUUCAGGUCCACAUGGAAAUAAUAAUCCCCAGGGCAGGAUGGAGUGUUGUCCCUGUCAUCAUCACUCCUGAAGACAAGGUGGUUCAGGACACCACCGCAAUCAUAGAGUACCUGGAACAGAAACACCCCCAUCCUGCAGUGGUACCUCCCACCCCCAGACAGAACCUGGUGUCUCUACUGUUGGAGUUGUUUGCAGAUGAGUGGUUGUUGUUACCUGCCAUGCACUACAGGUGGUCCAAAACUGAGCACAAGAAGUAUGUGGACUUGAAUUUUGGCUUCAUUAUCAAGGAGAAUGCCUCACCCCUGGAGCAGAUGGAAAACUUGGAAGACUUUAAGGGUUACAGCUUCUUUAAGAACUCCAUCCGCUCCCUGGGAAUUAACAGUGACACCGUCGGAGAAGUGGAGCGGUCGUACCGGGAGUUUUUAUCAGAUUUCCAGCAGCACCUGAACAGGUAUCCCUACCUGCUGGGGUACCAGCCGUGUGUGGCAGACUUCGCCUUCUGUGGACCUCUGUAUGCACACCUGUACAGGGACCCUGUCCCAGGUUACCUGAUGAAGUGCCAGGCCCCCCUGGUGGCCAGCUAUGUGGAGAGGAUGAACGGAGCUCUGUUAAAUCCCUCUCAUGACGUCGUGGAUGGGAAGGCUGUGAAGAAGUCUGUAUCUCCAGAUAAACAGGGCUUCCUGCCAGGAGAUGAGAUCCCGGCUACCCUGGAUCCUAUACUCCACCGGAUGUUCACAGAACAGGUGCCAGUACUGCUGGACACGGUCAAGAAAGUCACUCAGUACAUGAAGGACAAUCCAGAAGUUGAUGUUCUCCCGCGCGUCAUUGGCUCACACAAUUUCCGCCUCGGUAAUGUCACCAGUCAGCGCGGGGUCUACACCUACCCCAUGUGGAUGCUGCAGCGAAUCACAGACUACUACAGAAGUCUGUCGCCACGGCAACAGGAGAUGAUUGACAGGUACCUGGACAGGUAUCCAGGAGGGCGUGAGCUGAUGAAGGUUGACAUGUCAGGGUGUAGGGUGGAGAGGCUGGAUGUCAGGAUCUGUCUGGAUCUGUUUGCGGAGCCCCGAGUCCUGCCCUGUCAGCACAGCUUCUGUACCGACUGUCUACAGAAGAUCGCAGCUCCCAAGGGGAACAAGCCCUUGAGACGAGGGAGGUCCAGGAAGACUCAGAACAAGACGGCAGAAAAAGCUCUGGAGUUCGAGUGUCCAACAUGCAAGGAGACGGUUUCCUUAAAGGAGCAUGUGAUCCAGUCUCUGCCCAGGAACUUUCACCUCCAGAACAUCACAGACAGCUUCCAGAAGAGUCGCAAGUCUGAGGGGAAGAGGAAACGGGAAGGCGAGAGUGGGAGUGAGAAGAAAAAGGCUCGGCCGCUCAUGUGUUCUGUGCACCAAGACCAGGUCCUGGAUGUGUACUGUGUGAGCUGUAAGAGACCUGUGUGUACAUCAUGUGUCCAGGAGGGAGACCAUAGAGGACACACUACAGGAGACAUACAUGCAGCAUACGACACAGCCAGGAAAACAGUGCGGGAGAGUCUGGUACUCCUGGAGGGCAGGAGUAAAAACAUGACCUGGAGUCUGGAGAAACUCAAACGUUCGGAGGAGAAAAUUAAACACUCAGCCAAGAGCCUGGAACAGUCCAUCAAGGACCAGUGCAGUAACUUGAAGAAAGCUGUGGACAAGCAGGAGCAGGCUCUCAUAGCACAGACAAAGGCAGCAAAGACAAGAUAUCUCCAGCGGCAGAAGGAGUUGCUAAGUGUGUAUAAGAACAAACACGAGGCCCUGACCAAGGAACUGGAACUGGCAAAACACCAUCUGGAGAACAAGCAACCAGUCAACUUCCUAAUGGAUGUUCAAGCUCUUCAACAAAAGCUGACAGAGCUGCAGAAGUCCCAGGAGACCUGUGACGUCCUGUUCCCGCACACGUCUCUGUCCAAGUGUGUGGACUUCAGACCAACCUUACAGACCCUACAGGGCAUGGAGCUCUCUCAUGAUUCGAGCAGUACAGAGCUGACUAUCCGAGCCUCCAUCAGUGUGGCAGACUUCAGGACAGGACCGGUGGGGAAGAGACGCUACAGCUCAGCUGUGGUCUGGCAGUCACUGGAAUGGAGACUUUUAAUAGAGAACAAGUUGUCUACAGUGAGUGGUGGACAGAAGAGAUUCCUGUCUGUGUUCCUGCAGUGUCUGGGUAGACCAGACAGCCAGGGUGCCUGGUUCUUGACUGUAGCAACACAGCUCCGCAUUCUUCCACAAGAAGCACAUGGUCAGAUGUACCAGAAAUGGUUGAGAAAUCGAUAUGAUGCCCAGCACGCUAACAAAGGAUGGUCAGAGUUCAUCGCACUAGAGGAGUUGGAGAAGCCGAACUGUGGACUUGUUAAUGACGGACGUGUCAUCUUGGAAGCCUUUGUCAAACUCUGAGUGAUCGUGAUGUCUUCCACUUGUGACUUAAGUUGUCCCACAUGACAAGAACGUCAUAGUUUAUUGACCGUUUCAGCACACUUAUUAUAAAAGCUUGGUAUAAAUUGAAGGAUGCACGGUUUGAAAUACUUUUUUU